CUGCUAGCUACAUGAUCAUCAUGAUGAUUCACGACUGCCGGGUGUGGUGCUGACUUACUUUCUGCUUCUGUCUCCUUCCCCUUCCCUUCCCAUUUCCCUCCUCCAGUUCUGCGUUCCUCAAUCACCGGUGACCGGACAGACAGCCAUGCCGGAACUCCCCCCGCUUGCCCCGGUCCCGCCCCCCGAGGUGCAGAGGACCGUACCACCUGAGGACUGGCAGCUCUAUAUAGAUGCAUGGAUCCUGCUGCUGGGCGUGCGCAUCGAGGCUCCCGAGUCGCAGUUCAAAGACCAUGCCGCUGACGACAGCACCGCAGUGGCUUUCCUGUCAUCUUUCUACCGUCAGUCCGCCAGAUCGGAGUCAUCCAGCGUCCACGCAGGACCCAAAGCCCGAACAUUACGGAAGCUCUGCUUCCUGUUGACCAGACGAUUCCUUCUUGAAGUCUCUCCCGCACCAGCGGAACUGCUCGACUGGAAAGUACUUGCUGGCAUGUGCAGCUGCUACCCGUCAAGCUCGGCCCUGAAACGACUACUGUCCGAUGCAUGGAGCAAGCAUCAAGAUGCGAUCACGUCCAGCCUUGAAAAGGCCAAGAUCAAGGUCACAAGGGAGCUGUCCUCGCUGAAUCCCAGCAAGUCCACCGCCAUCCUCUUCGAGAUCCGCCUAUUGACCAUCCUGGCGUCUGUCAUGCCCGGGUGCGGCCAAGAGCUCAUGGCGGGGUCCGACUUCCUCGACACCUUCUCCGACGCAUAUCAAACGCAUAAGAGAGACGACAUCCGCCGAGUCCUCGUGGCCAACAUCUACGUCGGUCUGGCCUCGCUGCUCAAGGGCUCGAAACCGAACCUCUCAUCGCUGCUCGACCAGCUAUACAGCCUAAAAGCCACCGCCGGCAUCGGCUCCUCAACAUCGCAGAAGGGACCCACGCUCCUCUCGGACGUCAUCUGCAGCACCGACCUCCUCGUGCGUCUGGACCGGUAUCUUACCACGCACCCGCAAAAACGAGGCCAAGACCUCCUCUCUACCCUCCGCACGUACCACGACUCCUCCAAGUCCUUCCACCGCCGGUAUCAAAAGUCCAAGAAACGCCUCGAUAAAGGCAAAGCACGCGCCGCGGACCUCCCACCCCCAGAGGACCUGCACAUCCAUAAGAUGUCCCUGAUCACGCAAAUCCAAGACCUCUUCCCCGACCUCGGCACCGGCUACAUCGCCCGCCUGCUAGACCACUACAACGACUCCCCUGAAACCAUCAUCGCACACCUCCUCGACAACUCCAUCCCAGAAUCUCUCCAAACCCUCGACCCAUCCGAACCCCUCCAAUCCCUCCAACCCGCCCCCACCCCCUCCACAACCCCAUCCCAACCCGAAUACCACGCCCCCCUCCCCCCGCACCAACCCCGCAAAAACAUCUUCGACGACUCCAUCGACCUUGCCGAACUCGCCCGCUCCUCCUCCCCGACCAACCCCCACCAAACAACCCUCCACUACGGCCGCGCCUCCAACACGACCGCCACCGCCGAAACCAUCCUCUCAGACCGCACCCACCACGCGGCCCAAAAGGCCGCUAUCAUGUCCGCGCUCGCGACCUUCGACUCCGACGAUGACGAACGCGACGACACCUACGACGUCGCCGACGUCGGCGGCACCAUCGACGCCACAACCACCACCGACAAAGAAGACCCUACUACAACAUCCGCAUCAGCAGCAGAGCUCGACCUGACCCUCUACCGCGCCUACAAAUCCACCCCCGGUCUAUUUGGCCGCGACUCCGCGACCCGUCGCUCGCAGCCCCGCGCGGCCUUGAAGCGCGAGACCGGCAUGACGGAUGAGGCGAUUGAGGGGUGGGCUGUUAUGUUGGCGAGGGAUCCGAAGAGGAUGAGUCGGUUGGAGGAUCGCGUUAUGUAUGGGACUGGAGGUGGUGGUGGUGGAGGUGGAGGAUUAAAUCAGCCGGAUCUGGCGCCCACGGCGUAUCGCAGACCUGGUGCGGAUGAGGAGGAGAGUGAGACGGAUGGGCAGGGUGGUGGUGGUGGAUUUAGGGGUGGGAGGGGACGGGGACGAGGUCGUGGAGGUGCAGGAGAUUCCGGAUCAACUCAGAACCCUACGGUUGCGCGCCAGAGAAAAGAGGAGAAUAAAGCUAGUCGGGCGAAUCAUAAUCGGCGACAGCAGCGAGCGAAGAAAGUGGCUAGGGCUGGGGGGAUGGUGGGGUAG
Molecule: messenger RNA, 2200 nt
Organism: Aspergillus heteromorphus CBS 117.55
Lineage: Eukaryota; Fungi; Ascomycota; Eurotiomycetes; Eurotiales; Aspergillaceae
Product: ASCC2 family CUE domain-containing protein
Exons: 2
Coding region: 146-2200 (684 amino acids)
Molecular function (GO): ubiquitin binding
Source: RefSeq, a predicted model, not a curated record